UGAUAUCGGGUUUGUUUCGGAUGUUUGUGGAGCUCGAGCUAUUUAUUAUUUUGGUUUUUAUUUAACAAUAUUAUCUCAAUAAUUGUCGAUAGCACUGUGUUGAGCAUUUAUCCGUUUAAUAAAUCUAUAUUAAAGUUGCAAGUCGCGACCACAAAACUUUGAAGAUGGCAUUUGUGAAGGAACCUACCGUCGUCGGUGUCCCCAACUUUAACGCGGCAGAAGAUGCUGCAGCUCUGCGAGCGGCCAUGAAGGGCUUUGGAACAGAUGAGCAAGCUAUCAUUGACAUCCUCACCACCCGUUCCAAUAUCCAGAGACAGGCUAUUGCUCAGGCUUUUACUCAUGAAUAUGGAAGGAAUUUAAUUGAUGACCUCAAGUCGGAGCUUGGUGGUCACUUUGAGGAUGUGAUUGUUGCUCUGAUGAUGCCCCCCGCGGAGUACCUGUGCCGGGAGCUGAACAACUGUAUGGAGGGCAUGGGCACGGACGAACAUGUGCUGGUGGAGAUCCUGUGCACGCACUCCAAGAAUGAGAUUGCCGAGAUUGUGCAGACUUAUGAGAAUUUGUACAAUCGUCCAUUGGCAGAACACAUGUGUUCCGAAACUUCUGGGGACUUUAGGAGACUGCUUACUCUUAUAGUUACAGGGGCGCGAGACGAAGAGGCGGGGGUGGACGCGGGGCGCGCGGUUGAGGCGGCGCAGCAGCUGUACGACGCCGGCGAGGGGAAGUGGGGGACGGACGAGGAGAUCUUCAACAAGAUCCUAGCGCACGAGAGCUUCGCGCAGCUGCGUCUAAUAUUCGAGGCGUACAAAGACAUCGCGGGGCGCACCAUCGAGCAGGCCAUCAAGGCCGAGAUCGGCGGGGAACUCAAGGAGGCGCUGUCCGCUAUCGUGGAGUGCGUGGAGAGCGCGCCGGCGUGGUUCGCGCAGCGGCUCCGCGCCGCCAUGCAGGGGAUGGGCACCGACGACAGAACCCUCAUCCGCAUCGUCGUCAGCCGCUCCGAGCUCGACCUGGCCGCCAUCAAGCGGGAGUACGAGAGACUCUACGAUAAGACCCUGGAGAGCGAGAUAAGGGUAUGUCUGCUCGUGCCGUCUCUUUCAGUUGAGUGCGUUGAGAACGCGCCGGCGUGGUUCGCGCAGCGCCUCCGCGGGGCGAUGCAGGGCGCCGGCACCGAAGACAAGAUCCUCGUCCGAGUGAUCGCGACGCGGUCGGAGAUCGACCUCGCCGCUAUAAAGAGAGAGUACGAGAGACUGUACGAUAAGACGCUGGAGAGCGAUAUCGCGCAGGGCGAGACUUCCGGUGACUACAAGAGGGCCCUCAUCGCACUUCUGGGACCGGCCUAAGAAGUACAGAAGUAGAGGAAAACACUGGCGCAGCUUUAGUUUUGUAUGUGCUAGCAAGAAUGUUGAUAUUAUUUUUGCACUGUAUUUUUAUACUUUGAUCUUUAAAUUGUAUUAGUUAGUGACCAGUGAUCUGCCUAGAAUGAUUAAUAUGGAAUUAAUUUCCAUUGUAUUGUGGUAGUGUCAAUGUUGUAUUGUUUGAUCUAGAAGGCUUUUUUAUAGGAAGGUUUUUUUAUUAUAAAUUUAAAUAUUUAUGAAUUUUAUCAUAUCUAAAUAUAUUAUUCUUAACAUCGAAUGUUGUUCAACAAUUAUUAGCAUUUAAGUAAUAAUUAUUUUAAUGAUGCCUGAAUGAGCCGAACUGAGAUUAUUUAUAAUAGUGCCUUGAUAAAAUGUUACUAUUUAUGUAAAUUAUAUUGAUUGUUAUUGGCCUAAAGCAUUCCAUUAGACUCCCACCCUGUUCGUGUUGCUACCUUAUUGAGUUACAUGAGUACUAAAAUGUAUAAUUAUAUUAAUUUUA
This is a messenger RNA of Aricia agestis (brown argus), 1851 nucleotides long. RefSeq names its product annexin B10-like (gene AnxB10). Gene Ontology annotation, cellular component: cytoplasm. Gene Ontology annotation, molecular function: calcium-dependent phospholipid binding; calcium ion binding. The record is from RefSeq and is a predicted model, not a curated record. NCBI's taxonomy places the organism in Eukaryota, Metazoa, Arthropoda, Insecta, Lepidoptera, Lycaenidae.